Molecule: messenger RNA, 1753 nt
Organism: Chilo suppressalis (striped riceborer)
Lineage: Eukaryota; Metazoa; Arthropoda; Insecta; Lepidoptera; Crambidae
Source: the annotation of a GenBank genome assembly
CUGACACUGUUAAGUAGCAUACACUCGAGACCUUGAUUGGAAACUUGCUCUACGAAUAUCGUUUUAAAUGCAACGCAAUAGAGGUGUUGUCACUCCCAGAGCGUGUCCUCGUAUUUUACAACCUCAACAAUUAAAAAAGAUGAGGGUAAUUUGAAAAAAAUGCCAUUCACAAGAUUUAUUUCAAAUUGCUGUAGAUAUUUUUAGUACCUUUGUGUAGACUAUUAAAAUCAUGAACUCCCGUUGUUUGUGUGAUGAAAAGUCAUCGCCGCGGCGUGCUAAAUCAUUGUGUUCCCUAAAUGAGGAAGUGAUUACGAAAAAGGCUGUCAGUAAUAAUGUAUUCACGGACAAGCGCAGCCGCACAGUCAGCGUGAGCGAAUCUUCAAUGGAAGCGUACGCGAUCCACCGCACUGAUUCAGAAACAUCCCUCGAAGGACAUGAGGUUAUUAAUGAGCAUACGUGCUCUAUUGACGUGGUAGAACAGCUGUCACAUCUGGAACAGAAAAUGGAUCGACUGAGCGAUCUGUUCCUGGAACAAUGCCGGAUACUUUCUGCGAUAAAAGGCGAGAUCCAGAACUCGAGGGCCGUCAUCGAGAAAUCUGAUAACAUUUACAGUCAGAUGUGUGCUCAGGUGACCGACAAUAUUAUCACAAAUCCGGCUAAAGAGUGGAAUAUGAAAGGCGACGACUAUGAAGACGAUCACUCGAACAGCCGCGCGCGCACGCUUCUGGACGCCAUCGAGAUCAAACCGACGAUGGCGCUGCACGCGCACGCACCCAAGGAAACGAGGGACGCGCUCACACGCUUCUUGCAAAGCGAUGAGGUGGUGGAGCGCGUGGUUGGGGCGACGGCGGCGGCGGCGCGCGAGGCGGUGCGCGCGUGCGUGUCGCGUGACGUGGCCGCGCUCUACGUGCCGGCGCUGCAGCGCGCGCACCGGCGGCUGGCGCACCACGCGGCGAGGGCUAUUGACGACGCCUUCAUGGAAUUGGAGGAGCAGUCGUCGCAGGCGUCGCGGCGCAUGCAGCGCGCGGCCCGCCAGCUGCGGCGCGCACUUGAGCGGCACCAGCGCGUGCUAGAAAACGCGCCUCACAACCAACAGACGGUAGAUUCCUUGAAACAUACUGUGCAAAGAAUACUCGAUAGUGAAAUGAAACAGUGGCGGCAGAAGAUUUUGGAGUCCAUAACAGCAGAGAUCUCUUCAGAAUACGAAUCUGGAAUUCCGGCGUCUCCCACGCCCUCUAGCGAUUACCAGGAGGUCUACAGCCCAGGCAGUUCGUCUCAACCCUCUGACCCUGAGCAUUCUAUAGUCGACCAACUGAUGCAGGCAGCGUUGCUGAAGCAGCAGGCGUGUGCAGACUCGAUGGACCGUGUGCAGGGUGUGAAUAGUAUGGAGGGUGUGGAGGCAGCGUUCUGGCGAGCGCUGUGCUCCGGGCACCUGCCGCGCGUGGUGGCACUGUGCCGCGCCGCCCCACCUGGGGCCGGCCUGCACCUGCCGCCGCCACACCUGCUGGCGCUGCUGCAGCAGCUGGCCACCGACAUGCUGCACGACACCGCGCUCAAGUGCAGGUAUUUAGAAGAAGCCAUAAUCAGCUUGAACCCGUCGGAGCCGUCGACGCGUCCCCACCUGCCCUUGGUAGUCGGCGAGGUGCGCAGACACCUGCUGGCCUUCCUCGCCUCGUACCCGAACCACGUGGCCAGUCGACGGAUCAAACUCAUUCUCAUGGCUGCGGAAAAGCUAUUAAAAUAUUGUGGCUAA